AGGUAAGUAGGUACGAUCUGCGAUGCAGAGUGCUGUGUUGUCAGUGUAUUGUACUGUGUGAUACGGUGCUUGAGUGUGUCUAGUAUGUGCAAUGCAUCAUUAUUAGUUAUACUGUCUAUUAGUCAUGGGCAAAAAUUGUGUAAUUUCUCAUGCCAAGCCUAUUGGGGUAGUGGCUGCUAUAUCGUCUGGGAUUCAGGGCUUGUUAUGGGCUCUAUUCUACUUGGUGAUACUACUUCAGAGGUAUUGUGUUUUCUCUGUUGGAAAUGAGCAGUCACACACAUUCAAACAAUAUUUGGUGGCAUACGUGACAGACGAGAAAUGUGCAGGAGCAAAAGGUGUCGUGGGUUGUGUGGCUCUGAGUGGACCCGAAAUUCUGCUACCCUGGCUGGUAAUUGGUGUGUUCGGCCACCUUAUCCUGGCUGCAUCCUCACUGGCACUCGCUCUCGUUCUAUUAAAAUGCGGCAAGGAAACACAUUUCGCUUUUAUCAACACUUGGAUAUUUUUCGGCUUGGUCUCAUUCAUUGUUGAUGCCGGACUAACAUUUUUAUUCGCUGUGGAUUUCAUGAAACUCCAGUCCAGUACAUGUCUUGGAGAUAGAGGGAUGACAUCAAUAGCAGUUGCUGCUCUUCUCCUAAUGUCUACUCAUGGUGUGCUUCUGACUUUGGCCAAUCUUGCUUUCAUCAUAUUCUUUUUCGCAGUCUCGGUUAAAUUAUACAUAAAAUACAAAAUCAGAAAUAAAGAGAUUGAUCUGGUAUCGGAUUGGCCAUCUGCAAGCUCUGAAAAUUCACUUUUCGACUUCUACAACAACAAAACCAAGAGUGAUGUGGUCGGUAUAGUGAACCCUAUCCAGGAAUACCCAGAGUACUCAGCCAAGGGACGUUGGCCCACUCUGAGAGAGAGUGCCGAGCAAACCCGGCCUCCACUGAGAGCAUGGGAGUCAAGGAGUGACAUCGUCGAUCACAGCCAGAGAGAGCAAGAAUACAACAACAAAAAUCUCAUAAAUCAGCGGCUUGAUCAAGGGACGAGCUCGGCUAGGAUGAGAAAAUACGUCAAAGUGGAGCCAACAAUCACCAAUCACAAUAAACCUCAGGUGGUUGCUGCGCACGGGAAAGUGGAAAGAGAGAGUAGGGUGUACUCUGUUCCAACUGUACCCCCAUUACCCUCUCACAAUUCAAACCCAAACAAGGACUCCAUACGAAACUCACCCAGCUCUUUUGCGCCCAUCACACCUCCCGCCCCUCCACUUCCUUUAGGCCCCUUGAUGCACAACCCAAAAGUGAAACAGAUUUCGUCGAUGGCCGAGUUUGAGGCGUCUACCAAAUUUUUCCCGUCGUCGCCAAAAGACGACACAAUAAAAGUGGCUGAGCCGGACUACACACCACCUAUAGUGCGGAAACCCUUCGACACAGUGAGUGGCGCUCCAAGCGGCGGACCAAGGCAACAGUCUGCGGCGAUGAUGUCUCUCCAUGAAGCCAUCAAGAGUCGACCUCCGUUGAAGCCUGUUCUCAGCCGCAUGAAGUCUACUGAAUGUUAAUCAUUCAUGAGUGAGUGAAGAAACUAUACUUCUGUUUCAAACAAAAGUGGCAAUUUAUUGAUUGUGCUGAAGGUUUCUUUGAGCUUUUCAAGAAAAGCUUCUCGGUGACACAAUCAGUACGUGAAGAAGUUUUUUUUACAUCCAAUUAGCCUUAGUUGUUCGAAAUAUCUCAAAUAUUGUUAAUCAAAUACAUCUGCUGAUAAUUAUUUUGUAAGUUUUGCUAGUUUAGCAGACACAACAAGAACAAAAUGAGCAAUGAAUUUCUUGAAUAUUGUAAUAUUAGAUGAUAUGGUUAACUUAAUUUAGUAAUCUAUAAAAUGUUUAUAUUGAAAGUACAUGAGUCAACUGGUACAAAAUCCGGAAUUGAAUGGUUCAUGCGACUUCACUAUCUUCAGUUCUUCAGUGAACCCUUCAAUUUCUAUAAUAAGUGAUUGUUUGAAAUUUUGAAAAACAAUUUAAUUGUACUAUUAGUGUAGAAAAUUAUAAAAUGUUCAACUUGAAGAACCUGCUUCCCUUCCUCCAAAUCGGUAUCCAUUCCUUACUAAACCUCCAAUAAGCUCAUAAAUUUACUAGACUGUGAAUGGUAAUCUAUAUCAAACAAUAGAGAAAUAAAUCAUUCAGACUUUCUA
This is a messenger RNA of Nilaparvata lugens (brown planthopper), 2163 nucleotides long. RefSeq lists its product as uncharacterized. The transcript is spliced from 7 exons. The coding region runs from base 125 to 1534 and encodes 469 amino acids. NCBI's taxonomy places the organism in Eukaryota, Metazoa, Arthropoda, Insecta, Hemiptera, Delphacidae. The record is from RefSeq and is a predicted model, not a curated record.